Molecule: messenger RNA, 471 nt
Organism: Pseudovirgaria hyperparasitica
Lineage: Eukaryota; Fungi; Ascomycota; Dothideomycetes; Acrospermales; Acrospermaceae
Exons: 5
Coding region: 1-471 (156 amino acids)
Source: RefSeq, a predicted model, not a curated record
AUGGUGACGGCCACGCUCUGGGCUUCAAUGGAAGAGCGGAAUAGGAAGAUAACGAGCUAUAGAAAGCUAUCUCGACUAUUUUGCUUCAUCAAAGAAACCGUGGCGUCGCGAGCUUUGACCCGAACACCAGAUGAGGGAGUCGAUAUCGAUGAAAGGUACCAGAAGAAACCUCUCUACUCCGUCGCCGAGAUCCACGUCUACCUUCGUGGUAUACUAUCCAGGGAAGUGUUACAACACCAUAACACUUUAGAUAUAGAUGGUAAUCGCGAUCAUAGUGCAAUUUUUACGGUCGAGCACCGAAGUCACAAAGCAGCAGGAUCACACUCUGUCACCGGACCAGAACUGCCUCAACCGUGUGCUCUCCAGAAUCUGCGGCGCAAUAGUGGUGUCACAACACCCCGGGACUAUGAGACGAACAUCAACGUCAACGGGGACAAUGAGGGUGCAGUACCUGCUGUGACAGUGUCCUAA